GAGGUCGCUCGGGUCGGGUGUCGCCUGAGAACCGGAUGAGGCGGCGACCGUGAGGCCGAGCCGGGAGCAGGCGUUGCGCCGAGGUCCGGGCGGGCGGGGGGCAACGGCCACAGACGCCGCGAGGUCAGGUCGUUGAGGGCCGGGGACGGGCAGGGAGCGCGGGGCGCUCGGGCCGGGGGCCGCCGGUGCCAUGGGCAACCGCGGGAUGGAAGAGCUGAUCCCGCUGGUCAACAAGCUGCAGGACGCCUUCAGCUCCAUCGGCCAGAGUUGCCACCUGGACCUGCCGCAGAUCGCCGUGGUGGGCGGCCAGAGCGCCGGCAAGAGCUCGGUGCUCGAGAACUUCGUGGGCCGGGAUUUCCUUCCCCGUGGUUCAGGAAUUGUCACUCGGCGACCUCUCAUUCUGCAGCUCAUCUUCUCAAAAACAGAAUAUGCCGAGUUUUUGCACUGCAAGUCCAAAAAGUUUACAGACUUUGAUGAAGUCCGGCAGGAGAUCGAAGCAGAGACCGACAGGGUCACGGGGACCAACAAAGGCAUCUCCCCAAUGCCCAUCAACCUGCGGGUCUACUCGCCACACGUGUUGAACUUGACUCUCAUUGACCUCCCGGGCAUCACCAAGGUGCCCGUGGGGGACCAGCCCGCAGACAUCGAGUACCAGAUCAAGGAUAUGAUCCUGCAGUUCAUCAGUCGAGAGAGCAGCCUGAUCCUCGCCGUCACCCCUGCCAACAUGGACUUGGCCAACUCGGAUGCCCUAAAGCUGGCCAAGGAGGUCGAUCCCCAAGGCUUGCGGACCAUCGGCGUCAUCACCAAACUCGACCUGAUGGACGAAGGCACUGAUGCCAGGGACAUCCUGGAGAAUAAGUUGCUCCCACUGAGAAGAGGCUACAUUGGCGUGGUGAACCGCAGUCAGAAGGACAUCGAGGGCAAGAAGGACAUCCGAGCAGCACUGGCAGCCGAGAGGAAGUUCUUUCUCUCCCACCCGGCCUACCGGCACAUGGCUGACCGCAUGGGCACCCCGCACCUGCAGAAGAUCCUGAAUCAGCAACUGACCAACCACAUCCGGGAGUUGCUGCCGACCCUGCGCAGCAAGCUACAAAGCCAGCUGCUGUCCUUGGAGAAGGAGGUGGAGGAGUACAAGAACUUCCGGCCUGACGACCCCACACGCAAAACCAAAGCCCUGCUGCAGAUGGUCCAGCAGUUUGGGGUGGACUUUGAGAAGAGGAUCGAGGGAUCGGGAGACCAAGUGGACACUCUGGAGCUCUCCGGGGGCGCCCGAAUCAAUCGCAUCUUCCAUGAGAGGUUUCCUUUUGAACUGGUGAAGAUGGAGUUUGACGAGAAGGACCUAAGACGAGAGAUUAGCUACGCCAUUAAGAACAUCCAUGGAGUCAGGACGGGGCUCUUCACCCCCGACAUGGCCUUUGAAGCCAUUGUGAAAAAACAGAUUGUAAAACUCAAAGAGCCGAGUUUGAAGUGUGUUGAUCUCGUGGUCUCAGAACUGGCCACGGUCAUUAAAAAGUGUGCUGAGAAGCUCAGCUCCUACCCCCGGUUGCGAGAGGAGACAGAGCGGAUCGUCACCACUUACAUCCGGGAACGGGAGGGGAGAACCAAGGACCAGAUUCUUCUUCUGAUCGACAUCGAGCAGUCCUACAUCAACACCAACCACGAAGACUUCAUUGGAUUUGCCAACUGUUAUUAUACUGAGCAGCUGGUGACCGGCGCCCAGCAGAGGAGCACGCAGCUGAAUAAGAAGAGAGCCAUCCCCAAUCAGGUGAUCCGCAGGGGCUGGCUGACCAUCAACAACAUCAGCCUGAUGAAGGGCGGUUCCAAGGAGUACUGGUUUGUGCUGACAGCCGAGUCACUGUCCUGGUACAAGGAUGAUGAGGAGAAAGAGAAGAAGUAUAUGCUGCCCUUGGACAACCUCAAAAUCCGCGACGUGGAGAAGGGCUUCAUGUCCAACAAGCACGUCUUCGCCAUCUUCAACACGGAGCAGAGGAACGUCUACAAGGACCUGCGGCAGAUCGAGCUGGCCUGUGACUCCCAGGAGGAUGUGGACAGCUGGAAGGCUUCAUUCCUCCGAGCUGGGGUCUACCCCGAGAAGGACCAGGCAGAAAACGAGGACGGGGCCCAGGAGAACACCUUCUCCAUGGAUCCGCAGCUGGAGCGGCAGGUGGAGACCAUUCGCAACCUGGUGGACUCGUACGUGGCCAUCAUCAACAAGUCCAUCCGCGACCUCAUGCCAAAGACCAUCAUGCACCUCAUGAUCAACAACACAAAGGCCUUCAUCCACCACGAGCUGCUGGCCUACCUGUACUCGUCUGCAGACCAGAGCAGCCUUAUGGAGGAGUCAGCCGACCAGGCCCAGCGGCGGGACGACAUGCUGCGCAUGUACCAUGCACUCAAAGAGGCACUGAACAUCAUCGGGGACAUCAGCACCAGCACUGUGUCCACGCCUGUGCCCCCACCCGUUGACGACACCUGGCUCCAGAGCUCAAGCAGCCACAGCCCCACUCCGCAGCGUCGACCUGUGUCCAGCAUGCACCCCCCGGGCCGGCCUCCUGCGGUGAGGGGCCCCACUCCAGGGCCCCCCCUGAUUCCCAUGCCAGUGGGGACAGCAGCCUCAUUCACCGCACCCCCCAUCCCAUCCCGGCCUGGACCCCAGAGUGUAUUUGCCAACAAUGACCCCUUCUCAGCCCCACCUCAGAUCCCAUCUCGGCCAGCUCGGAUCCCCCCUGGCAUACCUCCUGGAGUGCCCAGCAGAAGACCCCCUGCUGCGCCCAGCCGGCCCACCAUUAUCCGCCCAGCCGAGCCAUCCCUGCUCGACUAGGCUGCGCGGGGGGCAUGAUCUCGGGGGCCUCGCGCACCCACAGUGCAGGAGCUUCAGUGGCCUGGGCCCUUUCACCCCUGUGCUGGGACCAGGCUCCCCGCGGGCAUACCCUGCCUCUUCCCUAAGCCUGGCCCCCAUCCCUGGCUGGACACCACAGAGUGAAGGGACCCUGGAGCCCCAGGCGGGGGGCACUGGGGUGUUGCACUUUGGGGGAUGGAGUCUCCAGGGGGCAGAGGGGAUAACUGUACCCUGGGUGCUAUCUCGAAUGAGGGAUCCAGGCAGGGCUGGAGGGAUCUGCCAGGGGCUUCUCUAGCUGGGCAAACCCACGUAGAGCAGGCCUACUGAAAGCUGGGGUGCCAAGGGUACCUGUAUCCCCCAGACCCUGUUGGAGUGCAAGGAAUGACCGCCUCUUAUCAGUGGAAGCUCCCCAGCAGCUAGCCAGGGCUCCCCGGCUGCCCGGCCCGAGUUGUACAUACUCCUUCCUCAGCCACAUUAACCACAGAGCCUAGCCUGGCCCAGCCUCAGCCGCCAGAGGUGCCUUCGCCAGGCCUGGAACCCUCAGCCCGGGCUGGCCUCGCUCUCUGCUGUCUCCGUCCCUGCCUCCUCCUGGGUCCCCCAGGGUGGCUUGGGCUUCAGGGGCAGUGUGGGUUGGGGAGGCUUUGGGGCCUACCCCACAGGGUGGGCCUGGGCAGCCUCUCUCUGAGCCUUUCUCGCUCGCUCCUCGCCCAGUUUGACCACUGUAAGUGCCUGCACUCUGUAUCCUAUUAAUAAAGUAAAAUAAAGGGAAAAAGCUUCUGGUGGCUGCUGUGUGGGCCUAUGUAUUGGUGUUCAGGCUGAGGACACUGGUGUCACCUUCCCCCAGUAGGCCUCCUAUGAGGACUCCCCCCGUCCCUCCCAGUGUGGGCCCCCCACACCUCGCUCACUGGGGGCUCUGCUCUGAGAUGGACCACACUCUAGAGGGGAGAGUUUUACUUUCCUUAGCACUUCGGAAGUUGGGGGCAAAUAUUCCCUGUUCUCCCCAACCCCACUAACCCACAGGCUGACUGCUGCCGCGAUGCGGCGCGGCUGUGGAGAGGGAAUCCCAGUCCUCCCUCCCAGGCCCCCUUUCUCCCUCUCUUGCCAUCUUGGGGAGCCCAGGCCUGGUGGCCCAGCCAGGGACACAGUUAAACUUUGUUUCUGAUUUUUCU
Cynocephalus volans (Philippine flying lemur) is the source of this 4008-nucleotide messenger RNA. RefSeq names its product dynamin 2 (gene DNM2). NCBI's taxonomy places the organism in Eukaryota, Metazoa, Chordata, Mammalia, Dermoptera, Cynocephalidae. Bases 191 to 2821 code for a protein of 876 amino acids. Gene Ontology annotation, cellular component: microtubule; cytoplasm; synapse. Gene Ontology annotation, molecular function: GTPase activity; microtubule binding; GTP binding. Gene Ontology annotation, biological process: synaptic vesicle endocytosis. The record is from RefSeq and is a predicted model, not a curated record. The transcript has 21 exons.